UUGCAUCAUUAUCCACUCAGAUCAGAGCAGAGAAGCUAAGCGAGCGAGCAAUCAGAGAUCAAAGACAGAAGAAAAAAUGGUUCAUGAAGAGUUCAGAAAGGGCCCCUGGACGGAACAGGAAGAUGUUCAGCUGGUAUUUUAUGUGAACUUGUUCGGCGACCGCCGGUGGGAUUUUCUGGCCAAAGUUUCAGGUUUGAAAAGGACCGGAAAGAGUUGCCGGCUCCGGUGGGUGAAUUACUUGCACCCUGGCCUCAAACGUUGCAAGAUGACUCCUCAAGAAGAACGCCUCAUUCUUGAAUUUCACUCCAAAUGGGGCAACAAGUGGUCGAGAAUUGCUCGGAAGUUGCCGGGGAGAACAGAUAACGAGAUCAAGAAUUACUGGAGAACCCACAUGAGGAAGAAGGCUCAGGAGAAGAAGAAGAACAACAACAACGGCGGCGCGUGCAUAUCGGCGUCCUCCUCCUCGCUCACAAACUGCUGCUCCUACUCUUCUUCCGCCAACAGCCCGCCGGCGGUGGAGUCGGUGGUGGACGAGGCAAACGAGCGGGACUUCUACGACACCGGCGGCGUCGACGAGGAGCUGCCGCCGACUCACGACAACGGCGCCGCCGCCGCCGCCAAGGCCUACACCAUGGAUGAGAUAUGGAAAGACAUCGAACAGUUGGGAGAUGUUUAUUGCGGUAACCAACCGAGAAGCGUGACGUCGUCGUCGUCUCCGAUGUGGAAUUAUUGGGCGGAGACAUUAUUGAUGACGGCGGACUAUAACCACGGCGGCGGCGGAGAAAGUAAGAUAGUGCCGUUUCCUCCUCCUCCUCCUCCUACUAACGAUCAAUUUUAUAGCAGCUUUGACAACCAAGAUAGCAUAUUUUUGACUGGCUAAGCUAAUUAAUCAUUUGUUGAAUUAAUUAGUAUUUGUUGUUAAUUAACUCUGAUCUGUGCAUAGUAGCUAUGGUGCUCAUCUAUGGCCGCCCUCCAUCUCUCUGGGUCGUCGUCGUCUUCGUCGAUCAAUGCUAGAUUACGUACUCUCUUUAUGUUUUUAUGUCUCCAGUACAUGUUCCCAGAUUGUAUGACUGUAUUUCCAUGAAACUAUAUAUAUAUAUAUAUAAAUGUGCACUCUCUUUAAUAUA
Molecule: messenger RNA, 1127 nt
Organism: Ipomoea nil (Japanese morning glory)
Lineage: Eukaryota; Viridiplantae; Streptophyta; Magnoliopsida; Solanales; Convolvulaceae
Product: transcription factor MYB59-like
Exons: 3
Coding region: 77-880 (267 amino acids)
Biological process (GO): regulation of DNA-templated transcription
Cellular component (GO): nucleus
Molecular function (GO): sequence-specific DNA binding; DNA-binding transcription factor activity
Source: RefSeq, a predicted model, not a curated record